GACCGCUCAACAGCACAUAAUAGUGAUAAUACUACUCAUUCUCCACAUAUUCCUCCACCGAUCGUCACAUAACUUUCUUAAUUACCAACAUCUACCUAGAAAUGACGACCUUCGGUGCCGCCAAGCUCCCCAGAUACCAGAGAUUGAGGCAGCACGACGACGACGACGGUUACUACGAUUUCGAGAAGGAGAGGGUGGUGGUCACGAAGGCCAAGAGUACUAGUAGCAGCAUUAUCAAUUGGUACAAGCUCAAGUCGAGGCUGGUGCCGAGUGUUAGCCUCAGGAGGAGGUUCAGGCUGAGAAGGAGAGUCGUGAGCUUGAGGAGGUUGUUGCGGCUGAGGAGGAAGAUCAAGUUGGCUUGUAGUCAUCUCAGAGUUUCGUGCCAGAAAGUAGUGAAGAGAUUAAAGGAUGGGCAGUCUCAGUUUGGCGAUCUGUUUGCCGGGAACUAUAUGUUCUUGCAGGUCAAUCCUUCGUCGUUGAAGUGCCUUGAUCACAGCCGGAGCAAUCUCGCCGGAGCAGGUGGGGAACAGAAGCAACACCACCACCACCACCUUCAGUUUCAGAACUUCCCUUCGAGGACAACAGGAAUGGGGUAUACCUAUCCAAGAAACUAAUUUAUUAGUAGUAUUAGUAUUUUUAUUUUUAUUUUCGAUCUGAAUAUUAUCUUUGUUUUCGUCGGGCUCAAUUCAAAGUGCUUUUGUUAGAAGCACAGAAAGCCCGGUGCAUGUUUGCUUCUUGCAAAAAAAGUGCUUAUAACAAUUCAGAAACUAUCAUCCGGUGUUUGGUUGUCUAAGAAAGUUUUUAAAUUAUGUGGGAAUAAAACGAUGAAGUCCAUGAUGCAAUUUAC
Rosa rugosa (rugosa rose) is the source of this 847-nucleotide messenger RNA. RefSeq lists its product as uncharacterized. The coding region runs from base 102 to 614 and encodes 170 amino acids. The transcript has a single exon. Lineage: Eukaryota; Viridiplantae; Streptophyta; Magnoliopsida; Rosales; Rosaceae. The record is from RefSeq and is a predicted model, not a curated record.